AUGGAGCGGCCGAAAACUUCCAUCACCAUUCUUCCCCACAUAAACUCCACAUCUCUUACCUUUCCUGGGACUUCCCGUCCGAGAAUCGACGAUCAUCCAGCUGUUGACCAACACCUCCCCACAAUGACCACUUCUCUACUCAAACCUGACACCCCUUCUUUUGCAUCCCUACUCCACUUCGUUUUGCCUUCCCACCACAUUUCACACCCACCCACACGACCUUACACGUUGACUUUUGCUUCUCGUGACUGCGCGCAGGAGGCCGCCAUUAUUCCUGGAAACAGCAAAAAUUUUCUGAUUAUACAACUCUCUGUCUGUCUAUCUCGUUCCCUCUCUUUCUUUCUCCACCUUUCCUUUCAUCAUAAAUACACCAGAUAUAUAAUCUCUCUCUCUCUCUCUCUCACUCAUUCUCUAUCCCUCUCUCUCUCUCACACACAUUCUCUAUCUCACUCUCUCUCUCUCUCAUUCAUUCUCUCUCUCUCUCACUCAUUCUCUAUCUCACUCUCUCUCUCCACUCAUCCUCUAUCUCCAUCUCUCUCACUCAUUCUCUCUCUCUCUCACACUCAUUCUCUAUCUCCUCUCUCUCUCUCUUUCUCUCUCUCUCACUCUCUCUCUCUCUCUCUCCUCUCUCUCUCUCUCUCUCUCCACUCUCUCAUUCUCUAUCUCAUUCUCUCUCUCUCACUCUUCUCUCUCUCUCUCACUCUCCUCUAUCUCUCUCUCUCUCUCACUCAUUCUCUCUCUCUCUCUCACCUCAUUCUCUAUCUCUCUCUGUCUCCGUCAUUCUCUAUCUCUCUCUCUCCUCUCUCUCUCUCUCUCUCUCUUUCUCUCUCUCUCUCUCUCUCCUCAUUCUCUGAUCUCUCUCUCUCUCUCACACUCAUUCUCUAUCUCCUCUCUCUCUCUCACUCAUUCUCUCUGUCUCUCACACUCAUUCUCUAUCUCACUCUCUCUCUCUCUCACACUCAUUCUCUAUCUCACUCUCUCUCUCUCACACUCAUUCUCUCUCUCUCUCUCACACUCAUUCUCUAUCUCACUCUCUCUCUCUCACACUCAUUCUCUCUCUCACUCUCUCUCUCACACUCAUUCUCUCUCUCUCUCUCUCUCUCUCUCUCUCUCUCUCAUAAACGCAUAUAG
Acanthosepion pharaonis is the source of this 1131-nucleotide messenger RNA. The record is from the annotation of a GenBank genome assembly. NCBI's taxonomy places the organism in Eukaryota, Metazoa, Mollusca, Cephalopoda, Sepiida, Sepiidae.